CGCUCAGAUAAAGAGCACAGUAAAGAGGAAGUUGUAUGAAGACAGCCGAGUCCCCAUUUCCUCUGAAUCCCCGAAGAAGAACGUCAAGAAAUCUGCAGUUGCCAUGACGCCGGCACCCGCCCCCUCAGCACCCGCCAUGAUUGGCGUGCCGACCCAGCAAGUUGUUGUGGCAACAGGGAUGCAGAACAGCCCCUCCCUGGCCCCGCCUCUCAAGAAGCAGAAGACGGCAGAUGUGACUCUCAGCGCUCUGAACGACUCGGACGUGAACAGUGACCUCGUCGACAUCGAAGGACUCGGAGACGGAUCGUCCAACAAGAAACUCAACUUCGACCAAGAGAGUCUGAACCUGGACUCCAGCCUCAUCAUGAACUCCAGUGACCUCCCGCUCCUCUCCCGCUGACCUUUGACCUCCAGUCUUCUUCCUGUCCACACUUUUGUAUUUUCUACACAGUCACACUCUCGCUUAACAUUUCUGAAGCAAACACACAAUCCUCUUCAUUAGCGUUAAUUUAAACAUUUUAAAGUUUUUGUUCAAAUUUAGUUUUAUUCUGGAUCCAAAAGUUUAUUUUCAUUUUCUUCUUGUUUUUGAAAAUAUCAACUGGAGGAACUGAGGUCCGUUUGUUUUUCUGUUUGAAGCAGAAUUAUGUUUCACUGAUUUUUAAAAUCAUCUGAAGAAACACGUGGAACAUCGAGAGUCGUCCGUUUGAAGAGACGCAGUCGGGGAAAGUAGACGAUACAUUUUUGACUCAAGUGAGUCACUUGUUCUGUUGAUUCAUGUUUCACUGUAAUUUGAUCUGAAAUAAGCAUCAAUCUGAAACUCAUGUGUUACAGCGUCCAUCUUAAAAUCCGAAACAAAAGAUUCAACCAGUGUCUGAUCAGAAGAUAUUUUUAAAUCCAUCGAACAUUUCUGGGAGUGAAUUAAUUCAGUAACUUGAGGAAACAGUUGAUCAGAAUAUUUUCCCAGCGUCUUCUCUCCUGCUACUGAAGAUGAAAAUCUUUAACAACAUCUCACACAUGGUUUCAUCCUUAAAGAAGCUCCGAGUCAUUAUAAUAAAAAUAAUAAUGUCAAUUAUUAGGUUUGAUUUACAAAAGAAAACUGAGCAAUGACAGGAAGUUAGAAAAUCUGAUGUUUGAACUGUUCAUAAAUCACUGAUGUAAAAACAUUGUUUUUAUUAUGUUUAUAAAAAAAAUCUACAUUUGCUUCUUUU
Molecule: messenger RNA, 1208 nt
Organism: Paralichthys olivaceus (Japanese flounder)
Lineage: Eukaryota; Metazoa; Chordata; Actinopteri; Pleuronectiformes; Paralichthyidae
Source: RefSeq, a predicted model, not a curated record